Vitrella brassicaformis is the source of this 1412-nucleotide messenger RNA. NCBI's taxonomy places the organism in Eukaryota, Vitrellaceae. The record is from the annotation of a GenBank genome assembly.
GUCCCUUUGAUGCACACCUACGUAGCUGUCCAUGGACAGUCCACUCGUCGAGGCACUCACAUUCGUCACACACAUGGACGCCUCCCACCGGGAGACAGACACCAACAAGAAAAACAGUGAAGACAAGAAUCAUGCACUCUCCUGAUGAUCAAGAGAGGCCGCUGAUCGCAUAACGCACAGCGGCAAGCGGCAAGCGGCAACACACACUAAUGACGCACCCAUGCAUUCCACGGACACCUCUUCUCGUGACUUGAGCAAAACGCGAGAAGAGCAGUCCCAUAGAGAGAUCAAUCCAUGUACACUUCCACCCAACUCACAUCCACCUAUUCACUCGACCGGCGCGCCCCUGGCGGCCUCGGCCGUCUUGACCCGGGGUGCAGCCAGGGAGAAACAGUCGGUCGUAGACGGCCCCACCCCCCCGAAGCACCACGCCGCUGCGCUUGGCCUCCUUGACCCGAUUGAGUUUCCGUCGUCAAGGGGUCGUGGCCGUCGAAGCAGCCGGUGGUCCACUGCUUGACGAGCGUGUGGCUGUCGGCCCUCUCGAGCAGCAGUGGUAUGUUCGAUGAGGGCGAACGAGAGAGGGGUCGGUGAGUGAGUGAGUGGCCGGUGAGGGAGGCUCGAUGCACAGCUAUGAGUGGCCAGCAAAGCACCGGUCACCAAAUUCGCCUUCGCCCGGCAAGUGAAUGCGCUUCCGCCAUAGCUCAUCGGGCACCAAAUCAGAUCAUGAACACGGCCACUCCCUGCCAGACAGCACAAGGACACAUACGCGAGAAAUGAGCACAUGCAUCCAUGCGCGCCAGAUCCAAUCCGGUUCUGCACCUGAAUGAAGGGAUGGCACCUGUCUGUUACGUCGCCGACGUCGGCUCUUGUGCUGUACUGAGGUGACAGAUCUGCAAGCACAGCGAUGUUCCAGGCAAAUCCAUGCUUGCUUUCCCUGCCUCUUUCACUGUCAUGCCACCCUCCACCAACCCGCCUGUCUCAUCGGGGUUGAGCGCACCAUCUUGCUGUGUUCUGCAGCACCACUGCACACGAUAGCUCGUCCGAAUCCCUUAAAGUGGUCCACUGAGAUGUUGAGCGGCAAACUCCAAACCGACAGGGCACUCAGAGGACGACCCAUCCCCGGUGCUUGAAUCUUCUUCUGACCGACGGACUGGGGCUGGGAUCCUGGUCGACGGCAGCAACACACACUCGACAGGACGGCAGAUGCUGGGAAGGACACACGCACCCGUCGAAGGCAGAGCCGUCGACGGCGCUGCCUUGCUGCUGCAGGCCAAGUCGAGCACAUGAAUAAUGACAGAUCUCGGUGCCAUAGCUGCUGUUGACGGUAUCGGGCGAAUGGCAUCGAUAUCGUCGAGGGCCGGGGAGGCUGACCGGGGCGAGAGGGGCGAGAGGAGGACAUGCUGAGAUCUCAU